CCUGUGCGCCAAAACGAUCAUACUGCCUCACUUCGACCGUCAGCGAUGGAGAUAAUCAGAUGAAAUAUGAUGAGGAUAUUAUUCUGUGCACGUUUGUCGACGACGGGAAGAAGAAGAAGCAGAGCUGAGACCACGAGCUGCAUUUAUUCAGAAUAACUCAGCAGCUCCAGCACUAACAGGUUUUUGGACACACCGCCAUCUCAACAUGUGCUAAUCUUCUAAGCAUUAUCCAAAAUAUAGUGAACAAGAUUUUGAGCCGCCAACCCCAUCAACAGUCUAGCACCUUGCCCAGCUUCCCUCAUGGCCCACCCUUACGAGCCUUGGUUGCGGACAGCACCCCCAAGUGGCAGCUCAGAAGACAUGAACAUCCCCUCCUGGUGGGAACUCCACAGGGACGUCCAAACAGGGAGCUGGAUUGACCUGCAGACGGGGCAGAAUGUCGGCUUGCCUUCAGUAAAUCCUGGGAGCUCCAUGGGGUUGCAGCACUCUUUAGGGCCCUACGGAUCCGACCCACAGCUGUGCAACCUGCCUCCAUCUCAACUCGCUCCAGCCUCGCACUCAUCCCACCUCUUCUCUCAGGAUGGCUUCAAGAUGGAGCCAAUGGCCCCUGAAAUGCUGCAACAAGAAGCGUACUCCCUGGAGGAACCGCAGGAGAACGCUGUCUCCGCCCGGCCCAAGCCUCAGCGCCGCUCCUCCUCCAGAGGCGGGGGCCAGACUGCGUGUCGCUGCCCUAACUGCGUGCAUGCUGAACAGCUGGGCCAGAGCACGGAUGACAGCAGGAGGAAGCACAUGCACAACUGCCACAUCCCCGGCUGCGGCAAAGCCUACGCCAAGACCUCGCAUCUGAAGGCUCACCUGCGAUGGCACAGUGGGGACCGGCCCUUCGUCUGCAACUGGCUCUUCUGCGGCAAGAGAUUCACACGCUCUGAUGAACUGCAGCGCCACCUUCAGACGCACACCGGUGCUAAGAAGUUCAGCUGCGCAUUAUGCCCCAGAGUGUUCAUGCGCAAUGACCACCUGGCCAAACACAUGCGCACACACGAGUCCCCGCCAGGACACGGGGAGGAGAGGGUGAAUGGAGACGGGAGGAUGGAUAAAGGCUUCGAUACACCCACCCCUCCUCAGUCUUCCUCAAACGUGUCCGACAACACAGAGCCACCACUGAAGCUGAAAUGUGAGACGGACCCCUCAGUCUCCAGCGUGACAGGGCAGUCUGGGUAAUUUCAUCACUUUCUGAGGCAUUUUUUGCAGUUAAGGGUUAACAUUUUUUUCCCUCUUUAUCAUAGAGUUGUCUUGGUUUUACAAUAGAAUAGAAAGUAGAAAAAAGGUUUGGACAAACUUUCACUGAUGGAAGUCUGAUGGGAGAGAAAGUGUUUCUUGUGUAUCUAUCAACUAGGCAAACUCUGAUAGUAUAAAUGUUUUAGCACACAGAAAAACUGUAAUUUAUUCAUAGUAUAAUUGACUGAUUCUGUGGAUUCAAGUGAAAGGUGGCUAAGGAGGCGAUCAAGCUGAAGCUGCAGCUUGUUGCUGGACUUCUGUUGCUGCUAGAGCUUCUGCUACCAGUAGACCAAAGAUUAACUGAAGGUAGCAACUUGUUUACAAUGAAAUUAAUCAAAUGUAUUGCUGGAGGUGUUGGAGAAAUGUUUGUCUCCAACACAGUUUAAUACACUAAUGUCAAAGGUAGCAUGCUUUUGAACGGAGAAAAGAGACAGUUUUUUGUUUAAGUGGUGUGUAUCCUUCUGCGCAAGUUGUGAUAAGCCACUGGAACAUAAUACAGCAUGUCGUUUUUAAACGGUCAGUUGCCAUUUGGAUGGUGAAAGUUCAUGCGACAGAACUGUGUGUGUGGAUGUUGGUAUGUAAGUGAUUAAAUGGUACUUUUACUAAAGUACAACAGACAAUAAUGCUGUACUAUGGCAGCAUGCUAUAAUGUUGGUGAAUAUAUAAUAUAAUAUAAAAAUGGGAAUUGAAUGCACUACAAAGGCGUAUUUACCAAAAAUGUGUGUUUCUGUUGCCACUUCUGGCAUAACACUUAAUGAUGAGAAUGUGAACACUGGUCCAGGUUACCAGAUGAGAACAACAAGAUGUGACAAUGAUAUCAAAAAAGAAAAAAAUGUUAAGGAGUCAGACCCACUCAAAGAGCUUAGCGUCAUGAUCACAAAAAAUGGACGUGGAGAGAAAUCGAUCAUAUUUGGCAUCAACUGGACUCCACAGGGCGGUAUGCCAACAGUGCUGUUGCUGAGUUACACUAAGCAGGGUAGUUUACCACACAGUGCCCUGUGCAGGCACAAGAUUUAAAGCUGCACCAAACAAUGUUUUUAUAUAACCAAUAGAUUCAAUUACUUGCCCAUAGAAAAACAUUGUUCCCAUUCAACUAAAUUACAUUGUCAUUUUUCUUUUGUGUCCCUGAUCACAUUUGUUUUAAACGGGCAAAUCCAAAGAAACACAGGUCUUUCACCGAGGUAUUGUUCGGUUUUCCAUCUCCAAACUAUACUGUAUUCUCACAGCUCUCAUCCACGUCAACGUCUUUAAACGGUAAAAAUAUGUCAAUUUUGCAUCUACGGUUUUUUCUGCUGCCCCCAAGUGGCCAAAAAAAGAUACUGCUUCACAGGUCACAAAGGGUGUAACAGAAAAUCCCAAAAGAACUUACCGUGAAUUCAUGCCUCAAGAGGUUCAGACGUCGUGGAAGGUGGCAGAAGGAUUUCCUACUGAUCCAGGUGUACCUCAUUAUGUGGGUUGAUACAUUUCUUCAAAAUACCAUCAGCUCGAUACCUAUUUGCAUGUGGGAUCAAGCUAUAGUCGCAAUUAUCGACAAACAGUCUGUAAAGGGCUUAUCUCUCAACACAUUAGAUUAAGAUCUCUUCAUGUGUCUGCAGUUUUUCCAUGUUCCACAACUCAUUUAACAAUCCAUUUUUGUAACACGACACCCAUUGGAUUCUGGAUAAGCAUGCAGAAAAAGGUUGCUAGCAAUCUAGCUAAUGAAACAAAAUGCAAGAAAACAACAGGCAGAAUAAUUUGUUAAGGUUAACUUUCAUAAUCUAUAUGAAUUGAUCACUAGUUCUGUAGCGGGCAGUGUGAGCAGCACUAUUAGGAUGUAUGUAACCCAUCACAGACAUUAGGCUGAGAUUUCUUUAUAUUAGGGGCUUGCAUUAUUGGAGGCUCAAUAUUGCUGUAUUUAUGUAUAGAAUAUACUAAAUGGAAGACCAUGUUAAACAUUAGUCAAUUGCUGUGUUUUGACUAUUAAUAAUAUGAUAUUUUGUUGAUGUUAUUGAUAGUCUUUUCUAUGUUGGUCAGUAGAGCAAGAUGGACACAUUUUUUAAUUGGUUGCUAUAGUAAAUGUUUUAGUUGGCUGCAAUAAAAUAGAUUUUAAAACGUUUAAUAAGUUAAGUAUCAUGGUGUAAUAACUUGUAUUUAAUCUAUUGUUGUCUUUUAAAUAAAAAAAAUUAUAUUCUG
Messenger RNA from Trematomus bernacchii (emerald rockcod), 3450 nucleotides. Its product is annotated as transcription factor Sp6-like. The transcript has 2 exons. Gene Ontology annotation, molecular function: RNA polymerase II cis-regulatory region sequence-specific DNA binding; DNA-binding transcription factor activity, RNA polymerase II-specific. NCBI's taxonomy places the organism in Eukaryota, Metazoa, Chordata, Actinopteri, Perciformes, Nototheniidae. Bases 301 to 1221 code for a protein of 306 amino acids. Gene Ontology annotation, biological process: regulation of transcription by RNA polymerase II. The record is from RefSeq and is a predicted model, not a curated record.